Messenger RNA from Rhipicephalus microplus (southern cattle tick), 2648 nucleotides. RefSeq lists its product as uncharacterized. The record is from RefSeq and is a predicted model, not a curated record. Lineage: Eukaryota; Metazoa; Arthropoda; Arachnida; Ixodida; Ixodidae.
AUGCAGAACGGGGAACAGCGCCAGCAGGCCAGCGGACCAGUCACCACGCUAUUGCCACCGCCGAAAGCCAUGGACACCACAGGAGACGUAUGGCGAAGCUGGAAGACAUGGCGGCAAGAGUUCGAGCUCUUCGCAACGGCAACAUACCUGAACCAGCAACCGAAAGAGGUACAGGCAGCCACCUUUCUUAUGAUUAUCGGAGAGGACGCACGCAAGACGUACAGCACUCUUGAUUUUGCAACUGACGAAGAGAAGUCGGACGUAGAAGUACUGAAAAUGAAGUUUGAGGCAUUUUACAAACCAGCUCUAAACUUAGCCUACCAUGAGUUCCGCUUUGGAAAGUGCGACCAAAAGGACGGUGAAAGUUUCAAUGACUGGCUGACAGACCUCAGAGUGCUAGCAAAAAGCUGCGAGUUUGGGCAGCUUGAAGAGCGUAUGCUGAGAAGCCGUAUUAUUCUCGGAAUUAGAGAUAAAAAGCUGCAAGAAAAGCUAAUCUCCGAAAAUGCUUCUUUCACGAAGACCGUAGAAAUGUGUCGCUCUCGUGAACAUGGCAAAGAACAGUGUGAAGAGAUACAGGCGCGCCCGAAAAGCGAUUACGCAGCCGAGAUGAACGCGCUAUCUGAAGCGAAAGCACGCAGCCAGCUGCAGAAAAUAACAAACAAGCAGCCACUUGAUUGCAACUUUGUUUUAAACACAUUUUUUGGCUUCCAGAAAAAAGCGACGAAACAAGUUCGUCUUGAAGUGGCAACGAGAGAAAGCAAGAUUCUGACAGAGUUUUUCGUCGUGGAUGACGAAAUCGCCGUGACCUUGAGCGGUACAGUUGCCGAAGAGCUUGGCUUGCUCCAACGUGUCUGCUCUGUCGACCAAAUAGAGCUUUACGGCACUGCCAAGCCUUACGAAGACGUGUUUGAAGGUCUGGGUCAACUGGAGGGUAUUGUCUACCAUCUAAAGCUCAAGCCCGGGUCCCAGGGAGUAGUGAAACCAGCACGGCGGAUUCCAAUAGCAUUGCAAAGCAAGGUGAAAGCUGAGCUCGACCGCAUGGAGACUGCUGGAGUCAUCGUGAAAGUGACCGAGCCGACAGAGUGGGCCAGCAACAUGGUCGUUGUUACAAAAGGAGAGAAGGAGUCCGUCCGGUACUUGGGACACAUUUUGACGCGCGACGGCCUGAGCCUGGAUCCACAGCGGCUAGAAGACAUCUUGCAAGUCCAGACGCCAAGCAACCAGAAAGAGCUGCAGACGUUCCUGGGCAUGGUUUCAGACAGACGGCUGAGCCAAGUUCUACAAGAGACCGACCAGGACCCUGUGAUGGUGAAACUUCGACAGUACGCAAGCAGUCAGUGGCCGGAGAGCAAAGCUGACGUCAGCAGCGAGCUACGAUGCUACUGGAGCUUCCGCGACGAGCUGCAUACGCAAGAUGGCCUUGUAUUCAGGAGCAACCGCCUCAUCAUUCCGGCCAAGAUGCGCAGCGAAGUUCUUGCCUGCCUUCAUGCAGCGCAUGGGGGAGCAGAAAAAAUGAAAGCACGUGCUCGAGCUGUACUUUUUUGGCCUUCUAUAAACAGCGAUCUAGAGGAAGUUGCUCGACGCUGUGAGACCUGCCAAAAGCACAAGCCACGAAAUCUGCGCUUGCCAUUGAUGAACCAUGAAAUUCCUAGCCUACCCUGGGAAGUUGUGGGAGCCGACAUAUGCUAUCACAAUGCUACCGAGUACUUGGUGGUUGUUGACUUUUAUUCUUUCUUUUUCGAAAUCAGGCCCGUGAAGACGACAGCCGACAAGGUGAUUGCUGCCUUCGCAGACAUAUUCGCCACUCAUGGCUUCCCGCAGCGCCUAUGCACGGACAAUGGACCGCCAUUCAGCAGCCAGGACUUUCGUGAAUUUGUCGGUAAGAUUAGCUUGCACCAUGUUCGCUCCAGCCCCUAUCACCCUCGAUCAAACGGAAUGGCUGAACGUGCGGUGCAAGAAGCCAAAAAAUUGCUGAAGAGGUAUCGGUACGGCACAGUGGAUUUUUGUGCUGCAUUGCUUGAAUGGAGAAACACUCCUCGCGAUUCCUAUUUGAAAUCUCCAAUGCAGAGACUCAUGGGCCGAAAUGCGAGGACGCUGCUGCCAGUCACGGAAACCCACCUGCGACCGCAGACCAUACCGCCAGAGGAGGUUCAACGGCGGCUCCACGUCAUCAGAAGGAGACAACGUUCCUUCUACAACAGGGGUACAAGGCCGCUACCAGGACUUCCUGAGGGCUCCCGCGUCACAGUGUACAACGUACCAUCAAAGACCUGGUCCCCUGCUACGGUUGUCAAGCCUGCCAACAGUCCGAGAGCCUACAUUGUUGAGACCGAAGAUGGACUCCAGUUGCAGCGCACCAGAGAACAUCUCCGUCUGGCCCCCACUCCACUGGUGCCCCCCACACAAGAACAUCAAGCUGACGUGGGCCCCGCCGAGCCACAACUACGCAGAAGCGAACGCAAUCGCCGGCCACCGCAAAGAUACCCCAUGCCGGAACUUUAGUCUUUUGUUUGUUUAAGAAGGGAGAUGUGACAGUCAUGCACACGUGCGCUAGAUUGGGGGCAACGCCCCUCGGCAUAGAAUGUAUAUAUGAGAGCGCUAUCGUUCAAUAAACGUUCUUUCGACGCACAUGACCCGUGCAAGCCACA